GGCAUGUGAAAAAUGACGUCAUGGUUCCAGAUUCCAGGCAGAGAAGCUUUUAAAAUAGACGCUGUAGUGUUGUGAAUUGUGCAUGUGAUAGUUUAUUUGCGCUUUAAAGCGAUCAACCUCGCGAAGUAGACCAGCAAUUCAGUCAUCAAAUGGGUGCUCCGGUACAAGGCAAGGGAAACAAAAAGGGCAGCGGCAAUCCGAGAGGCAGAGGCGGCAAGGCUCGCGGGCAGGGGCGUGCGUUCAAUGGGCAACCGCCGCCGUUCGGUAAUCAAAACAUGAUGCGCCACAGGGGCGGUUUCCGAGGCGGCAUGCGCCCCCCGGGCCCCCCGAUGCGCGGCGGCCACCCCCCGAUGGGCGGACGGCCGCUCCCGCCUCCGCCGCCCCGCAUGAUGGGCCCCAGGGGCCCGAUGAUGCCGCCCAUGAGGCCGCCGCCGCCGGGAAUGCGCCCGCCUCCGGGCAUGAGGCCGCCGCCGCCGAUGAUGAUGAUGGGGCCCAUGCCGCCGCCGAUGCGCGGCAUGUUCAGGGGCGGCAUGCGGGGGAAGGGCCGGUUCCCGCUCGGUCCGAAUUUCCGCGGCGUCAGCAAGAAGAGCAAAAUGAUAAAGAAAGGGCCGAACAGGCCUUCGUUGAAGAACAUCGAUCUCUCGAGAUCGUUCGUGACCGAAGCGAUAAAGGCGGAAUUCGCCAAAAAGGACGAGCUCCUGGCCGGGGCGAAGGCGACGCAGAAGAAGGAGGACUGGCUGAAGUACAGGGAGCAGCGCGAGAAGUGUAACAAAAUAUACCAAGAGGCCGAGACGGCGGCUGGUGGGCAGCAGGAGUUAGGUGACGAGGAAUAUUCUCACCCAGAAGACGACGAAUACUUUCACCCAGAAGACGAAGAAUCCUAUCCAGAAGACGAGGAAUUUUACCCCGAGCACGAAAAUUCCCAAGGAUACUCCUGCGACAUUUGCGAGCGGGAUUUCCACUCGAAAUUCCAAUACGACAAACACCUGUCCGAGCACAAAACGUGUAAUUUAGACGGCUGCCAAUUCACAGCGCACGAGAAGAUCGUCGAGAAGCACAUCCUGAUGCAGCACGUCACCGGACUCUACGACAAAAUCCGGAACAUAAACACCCCGGAGGACAUCGCCAAGUGGAUAGAGCAGCGCAAAAGGCGCUACCCGAGCAAGGAAAACGUCCUAGAAAGGCAGGAGAAGCAGAAGGAAUUGCUCGAACGCGGCGCGAGGAUCAAGAAGAAGGACAAUCGGUUCGGAAAGGAUAAGUUUAGAUUAACCAAAGCCAAUACGAAAGUACCGCCUCCGAAGCAGCAGAGGCCCAAAAGGCCUUUCAUCGUCGAGAAGAAACCGGUGUCGUUAAUAAACGAGAAACUCGAUUGGAAUGGGGCCGUUUUUCCGUUUAGAGGAACCUCGAUGUUGGAAAUAGACGCUGGUGAUAACCGUGAGAGCGACUUCGAAGACGAUGAAUGGCAACCCGCCGUGAAACCCGUGCAAGUCGGGCUAAACAACGCUUUGGGCGCUCUAAUGGGGGCUUAUAUGAGCGACGAAGAAUGCAGCGAUGGUGAAGUUGGAGACCAAAAACUCGAAGAGAAGAAAAUUGUUAUCGAGAGUAAACCUAAUGUAGAAACUACUGUAAAUAUUGUUAGUACGAAUAGUGAUGAUGAACCUCCUACCGAAGUAAAAAUAGAGAAAACGAACGUACCUGAAACUGCGAUAGUUGUAGAAGAACCAUUAGAUAAUAAAAUUGCGCCAUCCACAAAGACGAGGAAACGACAUCGACCGGAGAAGAGACGAACUAAACCUGAUAGAUUCAAAAAUAACAGAAGGAACGCGGUUCAGAAAAAUCCUACGGGUAAAAGUGACUUGCCUUACGCUUUUAAACGAAGGAAGGUUACGCUUCUGGAAAAAUUAUUGGAAAGUGAAAUCAGGCAAGAGCGCAACAUUUUGUUGCAAUGCGUUCGGUACGUGGUAAAGAAUAAUUUUUUUAGACCUGUUGAGAAUAAUUUGUGAUAGAAUUUGUUGAUUUUUAAUAAAAUGUUUAUGAAUUUUUAAUAGAGAUUUAUACGUUUCAUUGGCUCGUGAAUACUAGUAAUACCUUAAUGGUUAUGAAGGAUAUACAUGUAAAAGAGACUUAACAGUGAAUUAAACUUAAAUUAGUUAACAAUUUUAUUUACAGUUCGAUUAUCUCCCUACAAAAAUGGCACAAUAAAACAGUAAAAAAUCUAAUAUCACAAUAAAGUACAUUCCUAAAAUGUAUAAAAAAUAAAUUAAAACGUCAAAAUUACAAAUAAUUACAUGAUAAAAAGUACUUGUACAUCCAUUGCGGUUUUUUAUAUCCUAAAUAAAUUUAAAACACUUCUGCUUAUCGUGUGGUAUCCUAGUUUUGAAUAGAAUCGAAUCUGCCCUAUAUUGCGUAUUUAAUAACGGUGUAUAUCCAAAUACCUACAACAAAAUUCAAACAUUAUUAGAAAAUAAAGCCUAAAAGGUUGUAACUUCUCAACUAUGUGUAAGGUAUAUUUUUACCUAUUAUGUAAAUGUUUUUAUUAUUUUUAUAGUUUUUUUUGUGCAUUAGACAGGGUUGGUUUCUUAUUUUUUCUUUAUUAUUUUGUAGCUCUGCUCUGUUAUUUUUUAAAUAAAUAAAUAAACAGCAUAUCAAAUUUUAGAGGAACCAAAUAUUUUUUUACAAUUGCCCCAUAUGUUUUUCUAUAUAAUUGUAUUGCACUUUAGAACCGUUUGUUACAUUUACCCCGUACCAUGGGGUAAAUGUAACAUAUUGUCAACAUUUUAAAAAAUAUGUAAAAUCGUUUUCUUCCUUUUUCAAAAAAACUUUUUAAUACCUCGAUUCUUUAGUUUAGGAAGUUGUGAAUUUAAUGUGGUAUUAGCACUUCUAAUAAGAGAAAAAAUAAAGCCACAUUUUAGGAUUUAAUUUGAACUAUUCAAAUUUUACAACCGAUUUGCCCCAGUCUACCUUAGCCAAUUUUAUAAGGCUCCCACAAAGUGAGUCCCUAAUUUUUAUAAACUAGAGAGCUAUAAAGGGUUGGUAACACCCUGUACAAUGGUUUACUUAUAAGUAAAAAAUUCACGCCUCAUGCAUACUUGGGCACAUUUGUAAUACCUGUGCGAGUUUUCAUUUCUACCACCAUAUUUCUCUUUCCGCCUUCGGGGUCUUUUCGCAGUGAAUACACACUUAAUAAGUGUGCGCUUGAUACAACAAAGAGAACAGAUUAACCUUUUAAAAAGAAAACCUUGUUAUCUUAGGGCUUCCCUCAUCCUUGCGAAAGGCCUUUGUUCUCGCAGUUAAAAAAAGGAAUUCUUGGUCAAAAUUCCGUGCAUUAUACUGUAUUCCGUGUAUAAUAUGUUAGUAGAUUUUUUUUUUCGUUCUGCUUCCUCCACGUCCGGAGUGGAAGCGGUCGGUGGUUAAGGUGCAGUGAUAUAAUAAUUAAAAUUUGAUAUCCAAAAUAAAUAUUGCACGAAAUUAUAUCUUGGUUCAACAAGUUUCCAAACUUUUCGAUAAAUUAGAUUAUAAAAUAAUUUCAUAGUUUCUAAAACUACUUCAACUAAUAAAAUAUUUUUAUCCAAUAUCACUCAACGCUUAUUAAAUUCAAUAUUCCACAGCUUACCUAUGACCUCCUCGAAACACCAUUAAGCCUUAAUAAUUCGUUUGCUUUUGAACUUUACUAUCAAAGUAAUAGCGUUUGUUGCAUAAAAAUAAUUUCACGUUUUUUCAAGAACACUCAGGUGUCGUUUUAAGAUUAAAGCGUAGGAAUUCGCAGAGGAUUUACAUACAGGGUGGUGGAAACAACUCGUGUAAAGGAUGUAGAUAAAUCGGACACCAUGCGGGUUUAAACAAUGGCCUGGCGAUUAGAAAACCAUGGGAAAUUAAUAUUCAAACAAGAUAAUCAUGGUAAAUACAUACAUACAUACCUUCGCAUGGAAUUAUUACGCACUCUUUGAAUUCUUUGUAUAGUGUAGUAAGUUUAUAGAAUUUGUUAUGCACAUAAAUGAUUCAAUACCAUCAGAAAUAAAUUCUUAUUAUUACAUUCCCAGGUCCGUCGCGUUUUCAUUUAUCCAUCCAGAAGCCGUUGAAGGUUUUUUUAUAUCCAAUUUAUUCUUCAUUUAUCAUCCUUUAUUUCGUUGCGCGACGUAUUCUCGAUCUUUAGUAACUAUUAAAAUUGACGACACGCCUGCCGUUUUCGCCUAAAUGGUCAUAAAACGCGUCCAUAGCGAUAAAUUUUCCGCGAAUAAUGUAAAAAAAGCCCGCGUAAAUUCUCACGAUUUAUUGGAGUUCUCGCCGAUAAGACCGUUUACUGUAACGCGGAAUUUCAAAAACGUUUUCAAUUAACAAAAGGGUGAGAUGUAUUUCAUGGUAUAACAAAAGAUUAGAGAUAAAAGGCGAAGUAAAAUGUACCCACAUCACUUCAGGAGUGAAGAGACUUCUUGAAAGAUGUGCUUGCAUUUUUAUAAUCUUAUUUAAUAUCAAUAUAUUUUGAGCUGAUGUAACAAAAUAUCAUCGAUACCAAAACGAUCAAUCAUUUAAUUUUUUCAUCUUAAAUAUUAACCACUACUUCAAUACGAGGGUUAAUCAGUAUUUCAUCUUACGUAUAUACCGUUCUAAUAGGCAAUUAUUAAACAGUCCUGGUAUAGAAAACGUUCAUAAAACGAAGGAGAAUCCAUCAUAAUUUCGUAAAGAUAAAGGUCAUAAGUACUAACGCGAAUCGUAAUAAAAUAAAGAAAAUAAAAUAAGAAAAUAUCUCCAAGAUUAAACAUUAAAUCUAUACAAGGGUAGAACAAUAUUUCGUCUUACAUAUACCCUUCUAAU
This is a messenger RNA of Phyllotreta striolata, 4812 nucleotides long. Lineage: Eukaryota; Metazoa; Arthropoda; Insecta; Coleoptera; Chrysomelidae. The record is from the annotation of a GenBank genome assembly.